AUGGAGGAUGAAAACGUGGCUCCAGUGAAAAGAGGACGAGGUCGUCCACUAAAAACCGACCAACCACCACUCACAGAAAAACCAAAAUCGACUGCGAAUAUUCGUAAAGGAAGAUCAAAGAAAGAUUCUCCAGAAUUGGAGAAGGACGAGGAAGUGCAUGUCGCUGAAGAGGCCGCUGAACCAGUUGAAGUAAAAACUGCUGGCGGACGAGGCCGCAAGAAGGCUGUUCAACAAAAACCAGAACUUGAAGGAGAGAAGGAAGUUCACGCUGCUGAGAAAGUCGUUGAACCAGUGGAAGAAGUGGAGAAGCCAAAGCCGGCUGGCGGACGAGGCCGAAAGAAAGCUGUUCAACCUCAAGAAGAAGUUCAGGAGGAGGAUGAAAUUCAUGGCGCCGAGGAAGCCCCUGAACCAGUUGAAGCUCCAAUUCCAAAAUCUGCUGGCGGACGAGGACGCAAAAAGGCUGUUCAACCAAAAGUUGAAGUUCAAGAAGAGGAAACGCAUGGCGCCGAGGAAAUCCCUGAAGCUGUUGGAGAAAAUGAAAAACCGAAAGCUGCUGGUGGACGUGGUCGCAAGAAGGCUGUUCAACAAAAAACCGAAGUUCUUGGUGAACAAGAGGAACAACCAGAACUUCCGGUCGAAGUUGCUGAACAAUUGCAAGUUGCUAAGGAUGCUGGUGGAAGAGGAAGAAAGAAAGCUGCUCCAGCUGCGGUAGAAGAAACGAAGGAAGAUGAUGAAGAGAAGGACCAAGGAACUUCAUCUGGAGCUGGUGCCAAGCGUGGUCGUCAACCAUCGUCUAAGAAAAUAGAAAUUGUUGCAAAACAAACUGUUGAAAAAGACGAGGCUUCACAAGAAUCGGCCGAGGAAGAAGAUCAAAUCCCUACAGAAGAAGCCGCAGAACCAGAAAAAGGUAUUUUCAUCACUAAUUUUUUACAAUUUAAAUUUAUCUGUUUCAGCUCCAGUCAAAAAAGCUCGUGGCGCCAAAGCACAAAAGACACCAGCAACUCCGGAGAAAGUUGCCGCGGAAGAACACGAAGAAGAGACAGCGGAGCUUGUGAAAGCUGACAAAAAAGGUAGUGUUUUUUUUCAAGCUGAUUGUCCCAUAAAACAAUUUUCCAGCCACAAAACGAGGUCGCCCAGUCGUCAACAAACCAAAGCCAGCAGCUGGCGCAAAGCGCGGAAGAACCGCACAAGUUCAAGAAGAAGUCGUCGAAAAUGACGACGAAUAA
Molecule: messenger RNA, 1226 nt
Organism: Caenorhabditis angaria
Lineage: Eukaryota; Metazoa; Nematoda; Chromadorea; Rhabditida; Rhabditidae
Source: the annotation of a GenBank genome assembly